AGAAAUGUCCUCCAGUGAACACGAAGCACCAUCGGCAGCGACAAAUACUUUAAAAGAAGAACCAUUAAAGCUAGCCGUUGCCAUCUCUCUUCUCCGAUCAAAGUUUUUGCAGCGCCAUCCUCCUCCUCCUUCCCUGUCCGAUGACGCUCUUAAAUGGAAGCGGAAGGCGAAGGAGCGAAAGCAAGAGAUUCUCAAGCUCAAGGACGAUCUCAAGGAAGCCGAAGAGGCUUCGCAAUGUGAUAUUUUCCCACAAACUGCUUCUUGCAAGUGUUAUUUUUUUGAUAAUUUGGGGAAAUUAAGCCCUAAUCGACUUGGAGACGGUUCUGAUCGUAGAUUCCAUGAUGUUCUUCGUCGAAGAUUUCUCAGACAAGUUCGAUUGAGAGAGAGAAGGAGAACAUGUAGAUCAUCUCAAAAACGGCGUGCUUUCGGCUUUAGCGAUGAAGAUCAAGCUGAGCAGCUUAGGGCUUCGGUUGAUUUUCUUGUGGAGCUUUGCAGUUCUAGUUCUCCUGUUCAGGAAUCUAAAUUCAAAAAUUGGUCUCACCAAGCUGUGGAUUUCAUUUUAGCGGCAUUGAAGAAUCUCUUAUCGAUGGGAAAGAACUUGGAAUCUGUUGAAGGAGUUGUUAGCAGAUUAAUCAUGUGUUUGGUUAGACAGAUGUCUUCUCCAUCAAGAAGAGAUGAGGCACGUAAAAGUGACACAAAUUCCCAGCUGCACAUCCAACAUUUGCUUCGUAAGCUUGGAUGUCAAUCAUACAUUGGACAACGUAUAAUACUUUCAAUUUCUCAAAGAAUAUCUGUACUGGCAGAAAGUUUACUCUUCUCGGACCCAUUUGAUGAAACUUUUCCUGCCAUGCAUGAGUGCAUGUUUGUAAUGAUCCAGCUUAUUGAGUUUUUGGUAUCGGACUACUUGUUAACCUGGUCAACAAAUGAAGACUUUGAAAACAGUGUUUUCGAAGAGUGGGUGACAUCACUUCUCCAAGCACGUAAAUCUGUUGAAGUUUUAGAAAGCAGAAAUGGUCUUUACGUGCAGUAUAUGGAUCGAGUGGUGGGAGAAUUGAGUAAACUAGUGGGUCAGAGUCCGGCGCUGCUGAAGCUCAAUUCAGGUAUAUUUGAUGCCCUUCUCAGUUAGUUUUAUAUGUGCAACUGCAAAAGUCCUUUAGGUUCAGCCAAUGGGAGUCACAUUACUGAAAAUAAAAAGCGAUUCUUGGGAUAGCAAUGUGUAAACCGUGUGCUUAAAAACAGACAACAAAUUUAUCCAAAAAAAUAUAUAGAGAGAGAGAACAAGUUUAAAGCA
Gossypium raimondii (Peruvian cotton) is the source of this 1291-nucleotide messenger RNA. RefSeq lists its product as hypothetical. The record is from RefSeq and is a predicted model, not a curated record. Bases 5 to 1126 code for a protein of 373 amino acids. Gene Ontology annotation, biological process: meiotic DNA double-strand break formation; meiotic spindle organization. Lineage: Eukaryota; Viridiplantae; Streptophyta; Magnoliopsida; Malvales; Malvaceae. The transcript is spliced from 10 exons.